UACACAGGGCGAUCUUGCACUGACAGUUUUUAUGAAGACAAAUAUGCUCAUGGAUGUGUUUGAUGAAUGAAAACUUUUUUUGAAAUUAUUUUACUUUGCUCUACGCAAGUAGUUUAUCAAAUUCAUAUUCAUUUACCUUCAACUGGUAUAUCAUUCACCUCGCAAAACGACUUUCGAAAAAUGUUUGACGUUCAGUGAAUCUUGGAACAUCAUAAUAUUGGAAGUUUGUAAACGGAAUUUCAAAAAUCGUUGCAAUAAAUCAUACCACAACAAUAUAAAUGUCUGGACUUCUUUUCCUAUCUGUCUGGGCGGAUGAGACAAGCAGGAAACAAAGACGGAUGAUACAAGCGUGAAAGAUUCCGAGAGAUUGCGGAGAACAGUGUGACGCUAGCAAAAGAUGGCGUCAAUUGAACCAGAUCAAAGUACAAUGAGCGACGAGCUAGAUAUUUGAUUGUGCAAGCCUUGUAUAGAAUCCAAAAGAGAUAGUAAAGCUGCGUUGUAUUGCAAGGUGUUUGAUAAGUACCUUUGCGAAGAAUGCUACAGUAAUCAUCAAAAAACAGACGAUGAACAUGUUACACGAUACUGUUGAUGUUAUGGAAAAGUUAAAGAUUGCCAUAAUUUAUUGCAACCCAUGUAAAGAAGGAAACAUUGACAAGACUGCCCAGUUGUUUUGUCCAAUUUGUGACGAAUACCUUUGCGACGAUUGUGUUGAAACUCAUAAAAUGAUGAAAAAGACAAAAACGCACGUUCCGAUCGCGAAAGAACUAGUUGAAGAACAAUCCAAACAGUCCGACGAAAUAUUUGUAGAAUGCGAACCUUGUAAACUAGGCAAUAAGCGACAAGACGCCAAGAAGUUUUGCCAUGAAUGUAACGAAUAUCUCUGCGCAAGUUGUGUCAUUCUUCAUCAGCGCACAAAAUUGACAAAAACGCACUUGCCGAUCGCGAUAGAACUUGUCGAAGAGCAAUCCAAACAGUCCGACGAAAUAUUUAUAGAAUGCGAACCUUGUAAACUAGGCAAUAAGCGACAAGACGCCAAGAAGUUUUGCCAUGAAUGUAACGAAUAUCUCUGCGCAAGUUGUAUCAUUCUGCAUCAACGCUCAAAAUUGACAAAAACGCACUUGCCGAUUGCGCUAGAACUUGUCGAAGAGCAUUCAAAACUGUCCACCGAAAUAUUUGUAGAAUGCGAACCUUGUAAACUAGGCAAUGAGCGACAACGUGCCAAGAUGUUUUGCCAUGAAUGUAACGAAUAUCUGUGCGCAAGUUGUAUCAUUCUGCAUCAGCGCACAAAAAUGACUAAACGGCACGCGCCAGAACGUAUUGGAAAUUUUCAAAAAGGGUCAUCUUUUAGUAAGCACUUUUGUAAUCCUUGCUCUGGUGAGAGUCAAAAGGAGGCUGUAAUGUUUUGUGAAACAUGCGAAGAAUAUCUCUGUGAGCACUGCGUAGCUUACCAUAAAAAGCAAAAGGCAACAAAAGCACACAUCUUAACGUCCGAUUUAGGCAUCGGAGAUACAAAUAGAGAGAUCCCCUGUGAGAUUUGCAUGCUUAAAGAGACAUUUUCUCCCUCUGAAAAUUUUUGCGUCGAAUGCGAGGAGCAUCUUUGUAAACAAUGCACAGAAUUUCACCUGAAAAGAAAGAAAACCCAAAAUCACCAGAUAUCAAAGAACGAAGAAAGAAAGCUAUCCAAUGCCGUAGACUGCACUGUCUGUCAAGAUGUCGGCUAUUUGUCAAAAGCGGUAAAAUACUGUCGUGAUUGUAUUGAAUAUUUGUGCGAAAAAUGCAUGGUGAGGCACCAGAUAAAUGAGUUAAUGAAAAUCCACAGUUUGCUUGCCAUGGAGGAAAUGAAAGAAACGGCUUGUGAGACUUGUGAAAAAAGUGAUGCUGUGGCUUAUUGCAUGAAAUGCGAUGAAAUGCUUUGCUGGAAAUGUAGAAAGAUGCAUAAUAAAACGAUGAAAUACAAUGACCAUGAGCUGGCUCCAGUAUCGAAGACUAUUGCGAUGAAACCAGUUUGUAUUGUGAACCAUGUCAAGAGAGGGACAUUCAGGAAGUAG
Molecule: messenger RNA, 2048 nt
Organism: Mya arenaria
Lineage: Eukaryota; Metazoa; Mollusca; Bivalvia; Myida; Myidae
Exons: 2
Coding region: 564-2048 (494 amino acids)
Biological process (GO): positive regulation of DNA-templated transcription
Cellular component (GO): nucleoplasm; chromatin
Molecular function (GO): zinc ion binding; ubiquitin-protein transferase activity
Source: RefSeq, a predicted model, not a curated record